AGCAUGCGCGCGACUGCUCCGGCCCACAUCGCUAUGGCAGCGGCGUCGCAGUGGGUCGGGUUCCCGCGCUCCUGCCCGGGCCUGAUUGCUUCAACAACAGCUCGCUCCGCAGCCUCUAGGGCAUGAGCGGGGCCUCCUGCUGCGGGCUGCUGCUGUCGCCGCAUCCCGACUUUGGGCCAGACUGGGAACAUGCCCCUGGCCGCCUACUGCUACCUGCGGGUCGUGGGCAAAGGCAGCUACGGGGAGGUGACGCUCGUGAAGCACCGGCGGGACGGCCGGCAGUAUGUCAUAAAAAAACUGAACCUUCGAAAUGUCUCCAGCCGAGAACGGCGAGCUGCUGAACAGGAAGCCCAACUCUUAUCUCAGCUGAAGCAUCCCAACAUUGUCACCUACAAGGAGUCAUGGGAGGGCGGAGAUGGUCUACUCUAUAUUGUCAUGGGCUUCUGCGAAGGAGGUGAUCUGUACCGAAAGCUCAAGGAGCAGAAAGGGCAGCUUUUGCCCGAAAGUCAGGUGGUAGAGUGGUUUGUACAGAUUGCCAUGGCUUUGCAGUAUUUACAUGAGAAACACAUUCUUCAUCGAGAUCUGAAAACUCAAAAUGUCUUCCUAACAAGAACAAGCAUCAUCAAAGUGGGUGACCUAGGAAUUGCCCGAGUGUUGGAGAACAACUGUGACAUGGCUAGCACCCUCAUUGGCACACCCUACUACAUGAGCCCUGAAUUGUUCUCAAACAAACCCUACAACUAUAAGUCUGAUGUUUGGGCUCUGGGAUGCUGUGUCUAUGAAAUGGCCACCCUGAAGCAUGCUUUCAAUGCAAAAGACAUGAAUUCUUUAGUUUAUCGGAUUAUUGAAGGAAAGCUGCCACCAAUGCCAAGAGAUUAUAGCCCAGAGCUGGCAGAACUGAUAAGAACAAUGUUGAGCAAAAGGCCUGAAGAAAGACCCUCUGUGAGGAGCAUCCUGAGGCAGCCUUAUAUAAAGCGCCAAAUCUCCUUCUUUUUGGAGGCCACAAAGGCAAAAACCUCCAAAAACAACAUUAAAAAUGGUGACUUUAAAUCCAAACCUGUUGCUACAGUGAUUUGUGGAAAGGCAGAGUCAAAUCAUGAAGUAAUCCACCCCCAGCCACAUUCUUCCGAGGUCUCCAAAACAUAUAGAAUGGGUGAAGACAAUUGUUUGUCCCAGGAGAAACCUGUGGUUGUUGGUUCCUUGAAGUUACCUUCCUGUCUGAAAGCCCAUACCUGCAAACAAAACUUGAGCAAUGCUACAGAACUAGCCACAAUCAGUAGGGUAAAUAUUGACAUUUUACCUGCAGAAAGGAGGAACUCAAUGAGUGAUGGCUUAGUUCAGGAAAAUCAACAAAGACACAUGGAUGCCUCUAAUAAAUUAGCAGAUAAAUGCAGUAUUUCUCAAGUGAAAGAGGAGAUGCUGCAGGAUAACACUAUAUCCAGUGUUCAGCCUAAACACCUGAUUCCUACUUGGUCCUCUGACACUGUCACUGGGGAAAAGAAUGAACCAGGGAAACCUUUGCAGCACCCAAUCAAAGACCAAAAGCCAAGGGACCAGGAUCAAGUUGCUGAUGAAUAUAUUAUAGAAAAACAGGACAGAAUUUACCAGGGUUUACAGCCACACAGCUCUGCAUCUGAACCUUCCUUGUCUCGACAGCGGCGGCAGAAGAAAGAACAGACUGAGCACAGUGGGAAAAAGAGACAGUUCCAAGAGUCACCUCCUCAACUUUUGCCUUCACAUCCUAUUGUUGGAAAAGUGGAUAUCAUGGCAACACAAAAAGAUGCUGAAAACCAAAGUAGAAUGGUUGCUGGGUCUGUGAUCAGUUCGAGGAGCAGUGAGAUAUCAUCAUCAAAGGAUCGACCAUUAUCAGCCAGAGAGAGGAGGCGACUGAAACAGUUACAGGAAGAGAUGUUCCCCUCAGGCCCUUCAGUGAGUAGAGCUUCUCUGAAUGCAGCAGGGCCAAGGAAACCACAGGAGGAAGGCCAGCCCAUCCCUGCCCGACCAUUCUCCAACUGCAGCAUUGCUCAGGAAAGGAAGCUGAUUCAUUGUCUGUCUGAGGAUGAGUUAAGUUCUUCUACAAGUUCAACUGAUAAGUCAGAUGGAGAUUUCAGGGAAGGACAAGGUCAUACAAAUGAAAUGAAUACCUUGGUACAAUUGAUGACUCAGACCCUGAAACUGGAUUCUAAAGACAGCUCUGAAGAUCUCCCAGUACCAAAUUCAGUGUCAGAAUUUAAACUUCAUCGGAAAUACCGGGACACACUGGUACUUCAUGGCAAAGUUGCAGAAGAGGGAGAGGAACUCCAUUUUAAAGAGCUACCUUCAGCUAUUAUGCCAGGUUCUGAAAAGAUCAGGAGAAUAGUUGAAGUCUUGAGAGCUGAUGUAAUUCGGGGCCUAGGGGUUCAACUUUUAGAGCAAGUGUACGAUCUUUUGGAAGAGGAUGAUGAAUUGCAGAGAGAGGUACGUUUGCGGGAGCAUAUGGGUGAAAAGUAUUCAACUUACAGUGUGAAAGCUCAACAGUUGAAAUUUUUUGAAGAAAAUGUGAAUUUUUGAGAAUAUACUUUAAUCUGCCAGAACUAAGACUUA
Molecule: messenger RNA, 2583 nt
Organism: Carlito syrichta (Philippine tarsier)
Lineage: Eukaryota; Metazoa; Chordata; Mammalia; Primates; Tarsiidae
Gene: NEK4
Product: NIMA related kinase 4
Exons: 15
Coding region: 190-2550 (786 amino acids)
Biological process (GO): protein phosphorylation
Molecular function (GO): protein kinase activity; ATP binding
Source: RefSeq, a predicted model, not a curated record